Molecule: messenger RNA, 2115 nt
Organism: Penicillium waksmanii
Lineage: Eukaryota; Fungi; Ascomycota; Eurotiomycetes; Eurotiales; Aspergillaceae
Product: protein phosphatase regulator GAC1
Exons: 3
Coding region: 1-2115 (704 amino acids)
Biological process (GO): regulation of glycogen biosynthetic process
Cellular component (GO): protein phosphatase type 1 complex
Molecular function (GO): protein phosphatase 1 binding; glycogen binding
Source: RefSeq, a predicted model, not a curated record
AUGCCAUACACUGCGCCAUUGAAGUCGUUGCUCUCCGCACAACACAUCGAGUACAGUGAUCCCUCUCAGGACACUCGCCCCGAGAGGCCUGGCUUGGCCCGAUCUGCCUCCGCACGCGUGCAGAACUCCCGCAAUUACUCUUCUACCUCGUACGUUCGUCGGCACCGCAGAAGCCCAUCUAUCUGCAACAAAUCGGCCGUGCACUCCUUCUCGGAACCAGCUUCCCGUCUCUCUCCUGUUAUUGACCCCCAUGCCAGUCUCCGUCAAUCCCCGCCACCGUUGAACAAUGCUGCCAUUCCACCCGGGGCGAACUCGGACGAAGAAUCUUCACCUUGUGGAGAUAUCAAGCUCGAGGAGCUAGAGGCGGCAGUACGAUCGAUUGAACAGCGAAGGGAAAGCUCACCGGAAAGGGAACCGAAGAGAAUGGGACCUGCUGAUCAGCGGGGCACCGAGGCUCGAUCCUCGUCGAGCCAACCAUCAACGAGAACAGACAACAAACCAUUAAAACCGAAUCUCAUCCGAUUGUCCAAAGAGGCCCGCAAGAUCGCCCAUUCCCGAUCGUCCACCGAAACAGCAAUCGAUUAUAAGAGGGAGGAAGCCCUGACAAGUUCUCCUGAUGACAGCGAUGCAGACAUGUCACCAAAGCCACCUAUGGUUCGAAAGAAGUCUGGCGAACUGGUUCGUCCAGCACUUCGACCUGCAACAGCUCGACGACGUCCUUCCAGCAUGCCAGGUACCCCCGUAUUUGCAAAGGCCGUGCAUUUCGAUUCUCAACUAGAACACAUCCGUCACUUCUUGCAGCUCGACCGACCUUUGGCUGUGAGUGCAGAGACAUCGCCUGUUGACGAGCACGACGCCGAGGACGAGUUUCCUUUCGGUAACAGAUCGAGUAAGGGUGCUUCAUUAUGGGAAUGGGAGCUUCAACUUUCCAACUUCCCUAAAGAUCCGUCAUCGCGUUCCACCAACCCUGUCCGCCUCGAACGAUUGUUUUUGUCUACAGAUAAGACGACCUUGAUUGGAUCGGUCGCGGUGGCCAAUCUUGAUUUCCACAAGCAUGUUGCCGCGCGGUUUACCUUCGACUCUUGGAGAACGGUGUCGGAAGUGAGUGCCACAUAUUGCCACGAUGUUCAUCAAACCCAUGGGAAUGAUGGAUAUGACCGGUUCACGUUUGAUAUCAAGCUUGACGACCAAGUCAAGCUAGAGAGCAAGACGAUGUUUGUCUGUAUGCGAUACAAUGUCGCUGGUCAAGAGUACUGGGACAACAACAGUGGCAUGAACUACCGAGUGGACUUCCUCAAGACUCAGAAGCCGAUGGCGUCGGUCCCAUCUAAUACCAGAACAUCCAGUGGAGCACGCCCGGCCCUGCCCCGCAGUCGAUCUUUCACCGGCCUGCACACUCGUCCCCAAUCCAUGCCCUCAUCGUCGUUUGACGAGUCCAGUAAGAAGGUUCCUUUCUCGAACCCCUUCAACUCUGUCAAGUCACCCCCGUUGAGCCGGGCUUCAUCUAACGACAUCGACACCGUUCCACCCCCGAAACGACGCGAGAAGCCGAGCCAACAAGCUUUUGGCAACCGCUAUGACUUUGGGGCGUCAUUGACCGCCGCCAUGAAGACUAAGCCACCAGUCGAUCGGACCACGCUAACCGCGCGAGCCCGAUCGGUUCAAACUCCGGACGCCCCUCCGAGAAGCCCCGCUGCGAAGGAGCUGGAGACUGGCUCUAGCCAGAAGCCUGCUGUGAGCAAUAACGCUCAGAAGGAUGUCCCGGAACCAUCCUCACUGGUGUCUAGCAAACCCUGCCUCGAGUCCUCGGUGUACAAAGAGUUGGUGGAUAAGUACUGCUUUAGCUUCUCGGUCAACGUGAAUGGCGAGGCAGCUUCCAAGUAUUUUUCUACUGGAUCUCCCUCGCCUCCUCUUUCACCUCGCUCUCCCGCGCCACUAGAGCCAGCCGCAGUUGAGGCACCUCGCGAAUCUCGUUCCGUGUCCUCAUCGCCGGCUGUUAGUCCACGAUCUUCGCCGCGGGUAUCCCCCUCCUCCAAGUCCUUUCGCUUCCCCUACAACUCCCUGCAGAAUGGAUUCAUGAAGGACCCUCAAUCAUCGCCAGUCAUCCGAGGGUGA